Messenger RNA from Armigeres subalbatus, 495 nucleotides. RefSeq lists its product as uncharacterized. Gene Ontology annotation, biological process: DNA integration. The coding region runs from base 1 to 495 and encodes 164 amino acids. Gene Ontology annotation, molecular function: nucleic acid binding. The transcript has a single exon. Lineage: Eukaryota; Metazoa; Arthropoda; Insecta; Diptera; Culicidae. The record is from RefSeq and is a predicted model, not a curated record.
AUGACGAAGGCUAUUCACCUCAAGUGUGUUAAAGACCUCACCAGCGAAGCCUUCCUCGCUGCAUUCAAGCGUUUUAUCGCACGUAGAGGUAAACCAAUCCUGGUAAUGUGCGAUAACGCCACUAAUUUUGUUGGUGCUAGGCGUGAGCUCAGUGAACUACAUCGAGUAUUUCGUAACCAGCAAUUCCUACAAUCAGUUGUUGAUGAUGCCGAACAAAACGAGGUUGAAUUCCGCUUCAUUCCACCCAGGUCGCCCAACUUCGGUGGCCUUUGGGAAGCCGCGGUGAAAUUCUUUAAGGCCCACUUCAAACGCACCGUUGGUACCAGAAUUCUCCAGCAUGACGAAAUACAAACUGCAGUAAUACAAAUUGAAGCGAUCCUCAACUCCCGUCCUUUGACGCCCAUCAGCAGUGACCCGAUGGACUUUGAGGCGUUGACGCCGGGUGAUUUUCUAAUCCAGCGACCAUUUACAGCGGUGCCCGAGCCCGACCACUAA